AUGCAACUGCUUUUCCUCCUGCUUUUCACACCUUUUGCGAUUUUAGGAGAGACUCCGGACUUUUGCCCAGAGCAUCCAGUAUACGGUAAAGAACCAGAAGAGGAUUGUGCCCAGCCAUCAGAUCCAAACGAUCUUCCCAAGUCCCCUUUAGAAAAAUGGUUUACAAAACAAAUUUUUGAUGAUUUGUUUCCAAAAUCCAACAUUGGACGAGGACCACAUCCAUGCUUACCGUACUCCUACGAGUCUUUCAUAAUUGCUGCUCGGUACUUCCCAGAGUUUGGAGCAUCCCAUCCGAAUAAACAAUUCAAAGCUGAUGAGCAUCACAAAAGAGAUGCUGCUGCAUUUUUUGCUCAUGCGUUGCAGGAAACUGGUGAAAACGAUGCAAGUGUUUACAACAACACCGACCUAACCCUGGAACAAGCUCAUGAAUGUUUCUAUCGAGGUGGAUUCUAUAAUUGGUUUGAACGAGGACCAAACUCUUCGUUCCUUUCGCCGACAUCUCCUGGAUUCUCACCAGCCGACGGAAAACGCUGCGUGGAAGAGGGAAGAUACUGUAAGAGUGAUCCAAUGUUGGAUUUCUGGUAUCCAUGUAAUUCUGAUAUCGAAUCUCAUGCGGACCAAGAUUAUCACAAAGGAUGUUAUUUUGGACGAGGUGCUCUUCAACUCUCAUGGAACUACAACUACGGUCUUUUUCAACAGUUUCUACUCACAAAAGGUGUCAAAGUCGACUUGCUAGAGAAUCCAAAUCUUGUAAUGACAAAAAUGGAUCCUCCAUUGGCUAUGAUGGCUUCUCUUUGGUUUUAUAUGACACCUCAACCCCCGAAACCAUCUAUGCAUCAAAUUGUAACUGGAGAUUGGGAACCAUCCAAAAAAAAUCGAAGAGCUGGAUACCGAGAUGCGAUUUUUGGACCAACAAGUCUAAUAAUCAAUAACGAGUGCGGAGGUGAGGAUCCAGAUGAACCAGGAGGUCCCGGAGAAUCAAGAAGAAUCAAGGCAUUCAAAUGGUUUUGUAAAUAUUUCAAAGUUCCUGUUGGAUCUGAAAGAACUCUCAGUUGUAAAGGAAUGCUCGACGGUUUUGAUGCAGUCCAGCACAUGUAUUCAUGGCAUCCGGAUUGGGCAACUAUGUGGAAAUCUCAAUCCUGCGACUGUGCACCAGCUCCCUAUGGAGGCCCACUGCCCUAUUAUGAUCCCAAACUUUAUCCCCACGAAUUCACAAAACAAAACGAUCGGAAUCGACUACGAUGUGUGUACAGCAUGUAUGAGAGUCCAGAAACGUUUCGUUUGGAUGAUGGAAACUCGCCUUGCUUGAAGCAUAAACCUAAAAUUCGCUUGACGAAAUCUGGAAUAAGAGGGUGA
Molecule: messenger RNA, 1356 nt
Organism: Caenorhabditis briggsae
Lineage: Eukaryota; Metazoa; Nematoda; Chromadorea; Rhabditida; Rhabditidae
Exons: 4
Coding region: 1-1356 (451 amino acids)
Biological process (GO): chitin catabolic process; cell wall macromolecule catabolic process
Molecular function (GO): chitinase activity
Source: RefSeq, a predicted model, not a curated record